Lactuca virosa is the source of this 588-nucleotide messenger RNA. Lineage: Eukaryota; Viridiplantae; Streptophyta; Magnoliopsida; Asterales; Asteraceae. The record is from the annotation of a GenBank genome assembly.
AUGAAAAAGGCAGGAAAAUUCGAUCAGUCAAGACUUGGUUCCAUUCCAUUACUUUCAACAAUCCAUAUACAUCGACCGAUCAUUGACAACAGCAAACCAUUUCAGAUUAUGCUCUUCCUAGGAAGAUGCAAUCAACUUCUUCAAGUUCCACUUCUUCAACAGCUAACAGUAGCAGCCACCAUUGGUUUCCGGUUCUAUUCUUCAGAUUUGGAGUUUGAAAUCAAGAGAAUUACUAAAAUCAUCAACGACCAUCCUUUUCCCGAUCAACCCAUUCAUCCAAAACUUUCCCAAAUUAUCCCUUCAACCACCAUUUCAACUUCCUUUGUGGAAAAUGUUCUUGGCCAUCUCUUUGCAUCCCACUCUAAUGGCCUUAAAGCCUUUGAAUUCUUCAAAUUCUCCCUCCAGUUUUCCCAAUUCUGUCCCACUUCAGAUGCAUUUGAAAAAACACUUCAUAUAUUAACUCGAAUGAGAAAUUUCAACAAGGCGUGGGAGUUGAUAGAAGAAAUUCACAAAACACACCCUUCCUUGCUUACCCUCAAAUCCAUGAGCAUCAUGUUAUCAAAGAAUCGCAAAGUUUCAAUCUUUUGA